GUGUUGUUGUUGGGCCGGGAAAGCUGCUUCCGGGUCAAUGCAGGACACUGGGCUUUGGCGGCCGGAGUGGGGGCCAAGGUGAAGCUGAGCCGGGCUGGGGCCGGCUGGGAGCAGGCCGGAGGCUGAGCGGCGGCGGCGACGGCUGUGGCCGGGAGGGGGGAGGAGAGGCGCAGCUGGAGGAGCCGCCGCAGCUGCCCCCGCCUCCCGGGCUGAGGGUGAAGGAAGAUGGACCAACCCAGUGGAAGAAGUUUUAUGCAAGUAUUAUGUGAAAAAUAUAGUCCUGAAAACUUUCCUUACCGCCGUGGCCCUGGGAUGGGAGUCCAUGUCCCAGCCACACCGCAGGGCUCUCCUAUGAAAGAUCGCCUCAACCUCCCAAGUGUACUAGUGUUGAACAGCUGUGGAAUUACCUGUGCAGGAGAUGAAAGAGAAAUUGCUGCCUUUUGCGCUCAUGUGUCGGAAUUAGAUCUUUCUGACAACAAACUUGAAGACUGGCAUGAGGUCAGUAAAAUUGUGUCAAAUGUUCCCCAGUUGGAGUUCCUAAACCUGAGUUCCAACCCUCUGAAUUUGUCAGUUUUAGAAAGAACGUGUGCUGGAUCCUUCUCUGGGGUUCGCAAACUCGUCCUCAACAACAGCAAAGCUUCAUGGGAGACAGUGCACACCAUCCUACAGGAGUUACCAGAUUUGGAGGAGCUCUUCCUGUGCCUUAAUGACUAUGAAACAGUGUCUUGUUCGUCUAUUUGCUGUCAUUCUCUUAAGCUCCUACAUAUAACGGACAAUAACCUCCAAGACUGGACUGAAAUACGAAAGUUAGGAGUUAUGUUUCCUUCACUGGAUACCCUUAUCCUGGCCAACAAUCAUUUGAAUGCCAUUGAGGAGCCUGAUGAUUCAUUGGCCAGGUUGUUUCCUAAUUUGCGAUCCAUCAGUCUCCACAAAUCAGGUUUGCAGUCCUGGGAAGACAUUGACAAACUAAAUUCAUUCCCCAAACUUGAAGAAGUGAGGUUGUUAGGAAUUCCUCUUCUGCAGCCAUAUACCACUGAGGAGCGCAGGAAAUUGGUAGUAGCCAGAUUGCCAUCAGUUUCUAAACUUAAUGGCAGUGUUGUCACCGAUGGUGAGCGAGAAGAUUCUGAACGAUUUUUUAUUCGUUACUAUGUGGAUGUUCCAAAGGAAGAAGUACCAUUCAGGUAUCAUGAACUGAUCACAAAAUAUGGGAAGUUGGAACCUUUGGCAGAAGUGGACCUAAGACCCCAGAGCAGUGCAAAAGUAGAAGUCCACUUUAAUGAUCAAGUGGAAGAAAUGAGCAUUCGUCUGGACCAAACAGUUGCAGAACUAAAGAAACAGUUAAAAACUCUAGUGCAACUACCCACAAGCAACAUGGUUCUCUACUAUUUUGACCAUGAAGCUCCCUUUGGCCCAGAAGAAAUGAAGUACAGCUCUCGCGCAUUGCAUUCUUUUGGCAUUAGGGAUGGAGAUAAAAUUUAUGUGGAGUCCAAAACAAAAUAACCUACCUGCCUUGUAAAAACACACAUAAGAACUCUUGCAGGGCAUUUGUUUCUGGUGUGGUUUUCUUUAGGAGGGAGAAGGCUGCUUUUUUUUGUUCUGUUUUAUUUACCUUUGGGAGGUAUUUUUCAUAUUUUUCCCCUAAGAUGGGUAGGGGGCUGUUUUUGGUAUUUUCUGUCACAGAUUUCUUCAGCUCAGCCAGCAAAAUUGGCCACAUCUGCAGACCAUAUGCCCGCUCUCAUAAAGAUGGCAAAGAAAUCACCAACUUCUUAGUGUGUUCCCUGGGGUUUGUCUGCCGCUUGGUUUUGUUACCAUUGGGUAUGCUUGUGAAGAGAGCAUGAACAGCAGGCUCCUUCAAGGGUGUCUAACAAUAUUUACAUUAGGAGACAAGGAAUCUUCACAGGAAGGACCACCAGUUCUCUCCCUUGGUUCUUCCUGUCUACCUUCCUCUCCCUCCUUUCCUCUUUUGUUUGGUUUUCUCUUUGACUUGUGUCAACAUAUGUUUAGCUAAUAAUUUUAUCCUGUUCAUAGUUAACUUACCUCUCAACUUGAGUGAUUUUUCUCAUUUCUCCUUUUUGAAAUAAUUUUGAGUCUUUUAAGCAUUUUGCAACCUGAUUCUGAUCUCAGGUACUCAGUAAGAACCUAUAACUCUGUUAGGAUCUUGAAGAAUAGAUGGAAAGUUAAACUCCAGGAAAAUUUACUAUUAUUCUAGAAGUAUUGGUAGAGCAGUCUGAUCUCUUUAUAUGCUACUGUCUCACUUUUAAUGUCCUUUAUAGAGUAUAUCAGUCAUUACUUCCAUAACAUGAAAUAUGUCAGAUUCAAGUUAUUUUAUUUUUGCUUAUUGAAUAUAUUUCCUCAUAUCUUUCUCUUUCAUUAAUUUAAACUAUUGAGAAUAGAGACCUGGCUUUAUGAAGAAGCCAGUAGAAUGUUGGAUGUGCAUGGCAGGAGAGCAGAGCAUCAGCUAAUCGAUGAUCUGUGCUGUGUGUUAAGGAAUGGAGUUUGGGAUAUGGGCAAAUGGGCUUCAUGACUUGCCUGUCACCCAUUUGAAGCCCUUGUUUUUGCACUUUGCAUUAAAGGUGGGAAAUUUUAAUCAAAGGGGGCUUUGCUUUCCAUUUUGUAAGAUUUGGGGAUGUAAGAAUUAAACAGUUCUUGUUUUACAUUUCAGUUUAGUUGCCGCCAUAGAAGAAUAACUCUGCCUAAUCUAUGUUAAAACUUCCAAAUUGCACCCAAGUCAUAUUUUUUUGCAGAAGCACAUUUAAAGCACUUUUCUUUUAAAAUUGGCCCCUUAUUUGCCCUCAACUCUUGUUUGUUUCUAUUCCUUUUGAAAUCAGAUGUAAUCCUUUUCUUUAGUAUAUAUAAACAUGGUCCACCAUGUUUAUAGGUGGGAGACUUAAGAAAUAACUACGUAGGGCAGAGAAGGUAGGCAAGUGAAGUAUUUUUCAGAGAAUGCAAUUAUUAUCUAGUUGCAUUUGAUCUUUUGAGCUUUGUUAAUGAUUCUACCCCUCCUAUGAAUUUAAUUUCUUAGAGAAUUUUUAGAUGAUUUUCAAUUCUUCAUGUAUUGGGGAGUUGUGUUUAUUAUUGCUACUUUUUAAAUUUUCCUGUGCCAUAUGGCAGAUGUUUAUUCUCUUAAUGCGCUUCAGGUUCAGUAUCUGUAAAGCCUUUGACUCAGUCCUUCUGAGGCAAAUCUACAUUCACUGUAACAUUAAAGAUGGAAACCAAAGGGUUUGAGAAAGAUGAAUGAAGCCUAUUCUCCUUCUGCUGCAGACUUUUAUCUUGCAAAAUCACAAAAAUGAGCAGUGGAGAUCCAGGCUGAGUAUAGACGAGAACAGUUAUUUUCCAUUCACAUUUCUCUUGACAGGUUUUUGGAAAUAGGAAAAAAGUGUGGCAAGUGUCAUGAAGGUUAAAACUGAGUGCUUUGUGUAUAUGCACACAAGUACAGGCAAGUUUGAAAGAGAAAUAAUGUAAUUGAACCCGUUUCUUUUGUCAGCCUGGGAAACAGAUGCACUCUUAUUUUUUGAAGUGAUAUGACCCCUGAUUGUCCCACAGCAGAAGGCAGAGUGAACACUUAUGCUUUAAUCAUAAGUGGAAUGGUCAGAAUAAGAUAUUUUAUAUAUGACAAAGUUUUAUGAAAUGCUUUUUUACUAUUAGAGACCUGUUUCUUCUGUUAUUACAGAACACAGUGUUUUAUCAACUGCAGGCAUAAAUUCUUUUAUUAUACAAUUGCAUGUAGAGGGAACUUCCCAUUUAAUUCAGCCGAUGUGGGUAUUUUUAGGGCAUUGUAAUUGAUGGUUUUAAAAUUGCUGAAUAAUUUUUGAUUAAUAAAAUAUCUAAUUAAAUUACUGGUCUUUCAGAGUUACAGAAGUAAAUGAGAAAAGCUAUUUGAGCAUGUGUACUUAUAGAUUCAUUUGGGUGGCUCAGUAAAGAUGCUGCUUUUGAAAUAAAAUUGGUGCUGUGUAAACACUUGUAACCAAAAUUAUUUUUAUAAUAGGUCUGAAAGAAGGAGAGAAGAAACCAUGGACCUUUGAGUCUCCAAGUUAUGCAUAAUGGAUUGUCUGUAGCUUAUCCAUAUUUUAAUAAUGACUUCAUCCAGAUCCAGUAGAGCAUAUUACUGACAUUUAUGAGGCAAAAUGCAGCUAUAGCCAGUAUUAUAGAUAUGAUGCUUCAGGCAUAAAGGUAUAGAACAAACCUUUUCUAAAGUAGAAAUUCUUUUCAGUUAUGAAAAAAAAUAAAGUAGCAUCAAAACCAAGGAAUCCUUUCUACAUGUGGAUGCAUAGCUGCUGAAGCCACAGAAGUCAGUUUCUGAAUUUGAAUUGUGAAACUAUCCCAGGUUUCUUUCUUAAGUCCAAAGUUGUAUGUCUUUAUUGUUAAAAGUUUUUGUUUCUGCAAUUUGUUACCAACAUUGCCAACAUAAAUACAUAAGAAAUCAGAAAUUAUAAGCUCUUUAGGUUUUAAGACUUUUUGGUGAAAAUUAAGCCCAAAAUAUAAGCUCAGUUCUGUGUAACAGAAGUGAAUGCCAUGAUAUGCUUUCUAAAAAUUGUUUACUUUUUAAAAAAUUCAAUUUUAACUAGAUUUUCACCUAUGUGGCUAAACCAGCAGUGUUAGGAGCAGAGGACAUUCAUUGCACAAAGAACUGAUCAGCACUUGAGACGUACUGCUAUAGCUUUUAGUAACGCACAUGUGAGUGUGGCUUGCUGCAUGGGAAGUGCUGGGCUCCCGGCCAUGUAAGCCAUGUAAAACAUGAAUUCUGAAUACUAGACUGUUCUAAGCAAUGUCAUCUCUUUCUGAAUUGGAUUUUUUGCUUUAUUUCAUGUUAGAUUGAAAAUACAAGCAAACUGCUUUCAAGAACACCCAGAAGCUAUCUGUGUUACCAGACGUGUUGUGAACACUACUGUUUUUCAUAGGUGCUUCCUUGAAAUGUAUGUCCAUUAUAGUGAUGGAGAGGGACUGGACUCUCUCAGGCUCUUUACUUGCCAGUUGUCUCCUGCAUUAAUGGAAAUAUAUAUUUUAUUUUAGAAUAUAAUUUAAACAUGAAGGUCUAUUCUUUGCACUUUUUAUUAAUAUAUAUAUAUAGAUAAUCUUUAAAAAAAUUAAAAAUCCAAGUCCAUUUUC
This is a messenger RNA of Heterocephalus glaber (naked mole-rat), 5106 nucleotides long. It is a transcript of the gene Tbcel, whose product is annotated as tubulin folding cofactor E like. Lineage: Eukaryota; Metazoa; Chordata; Mammalia; Rodentia; Bathyergidae. Gene Ontology annotation, molecular function: protein binding. The record is from RefSeq and is a predicted model, not a curated record.